ACAUUAAUACUGUCCAUGAUAACUCUGCAAAAUUGUUCUUCUCGGAUUUCAUUGCAGAACAAAAGAAGGGCAAGCACACGCCUAGAGAACCUGGGAAUUCCAGAGGAAGAAUUGCUUAGGCAACAGCAAGAACUCUUUCAACAAGCUAGGCUGCAGCAGGCACAGGCUGAACAAGAAGAAUUCCAACAACUUCAACAAGCACAGACAGCAGCCUACCAACAGCAGUCGCAACAACAGCAACAACAACAAGAAGAACCAAUGCAGCAGCCGAGCACAUCUACUACACAACCUGUAGCCACACAGUUAAAUAAAUAACAUGAUACCUGUUGACAAAUUGUGGUGUUAUAGUAUGUUAAUACUUUAAUUAAGUCCAUCUGAAAUGGAAUUUUAAGUUGCCACACAAAAUGCACAUUUUGCAUUCCACAUAGUUUUAUGUUGGGCGAAAAAAAAAAUUUCAGUAGUUUUCAAGCUAUAAAGUUUGUCACUAUACUAGUUGACAAGGAGCACAAUAACAUUGUUGGUACGGUCUGUAGCAACCAUCGUUCAGGCUGAAGUAAAAAACAUACUGUAAGGUGUAUGUGUAUGCCACAAUGGAUAAAUUCAGCUUAGUUAUUUUCUCUUAUUAUUUAAUUUUUUUUUACUGAAAAGAACCACAAGAAUUAUUGCAAUAUUCUUGUGGUUUUCCAACCUUAAAAUGAUGCAUUGUUAAGUCUGAACAACUGACUGGCUGGCUGACCGAUUGACAGACUGACUGAUUCAGUGACUAACUGACUGACUGACCAACUGACCAACUGACCAACUGACUGACCGACCGGCUCAGUGACUUACAGAGUGACCGACUGAGUGACCGAUCAAUUUGCAGAUGGAAAGAUAUUCCCGUGAACUAACACCUAUGAAGUAAAAAGUCAUUAUUGUAUUCUAGUACAUCUAUAGUAAACAAUAAACAACAACUACAUUGUAGUGCA
Messenger RNA from Orbicella faveolata, 965 nucleotides. RefSeq names its product protein Dr1-like. Lineage: Eukaryota; Metazoa; Cnidaria; Anthozoa; Scleractinia; Merulinidae. The record is from RefSeq and is a predicted model, not a curated record. Gene Ontology annotation, biological process: negative regulation of transcription by RNA polymerase II; RNA polymerase II preinitiation complex assembly. Gene Ontology annotation, cellular component: negative cofactor 2 complex. Gene Ontology annotation, molecular function: protein heterodimerization activity; TBP-class protein binding; RNA polymerase II general transcription initiation factor activity.